AGUCGAUUCGUUUCAUUUGUACAUACAUCAUUUAGUUAUUGGAAGGGAACAUAGAUGGCGUUAGAUUGUUUGGGAACAACAAUGACAACCACAGACCGUAACAACUUGCUACCUAGGUCAGGUAGCGUGUAUUCAGAUGAUCAAGGUGCGCGAAACGAGGUGUGGCCAAGUACAAGGGGCUUCGAAAUCACGUACUAGGAAGUGCUACUCAUAGUAGAAUGGAAUGAAUAUUUAAAGUGGGAAAUCAACUGUUGGAAAUAGUUAAAUCCCGGAAUCCACUAUGGGUCAGUGCGCCAGAUGCAUGACGAGAGUGCCGUACGGGACCCUGAUAGCGACCAUUUUCUGCUGCGCCGGAGUACUCACCUUCCUCACCUGCCUUUACCCCGCCGUGCGACUCACGCUGCGGAUGUUCGAGGACCUCUUCACCUACAACCUCGAAUGGUUGAAUGAACUUCAACUCGUCUUCAUCAUUGUGGGCUCCUUCAUGGGACUCCUGGCCGUGACACUGCUUAUCGUCGGCAUCUGUUCCACGGGAGCCACGAGAUCGAAAGUAUACAGAGGAUGGAAAUCCCGUGUAGGAGGCAGAAUUUCUUCAGCUUUGUGCAUGGCUAUUGUUUACAUCAUCAAUUUGGUGUGGCUGGCUAUCGCUUGCUGCUUAGUGGUGGUGGUGUUUGUUUUCCACGUAUGGAGAGGUCUCUGCGAAAACUCCACUGACUGCGUCGAUUUGCAACAAUUCCAUUUCAUGUUCCCAAAUGGAACUGAUAUAAAUACACUGCACAUCUGCAAAAAGAAGAAAAUGUUUUGUACCGACACCGUUAUCUAUGCAGAGCCGUACUACAUUUUGUCCUUUGCUGCUUCAAUUGUAGUUAUUAUAAGUUUGCUCCAUUAUAUCAUGUGUCUAGCUGCCAACUACACAAGAAUCAAAGAUCAGGAAAAGUUUAAAGAUUUGCAGGAGUUACAAUAUUUGCAAGAUUCGGAAAUGGGGACGUUACCGAAAGAUCGCUUCUAGGACGUAAGCCAAGGAAUUUUUAAGGAGGAGAAAUUGCUUGGAAGAAGAUAAUGGUUAUAAGCAAACAAUAUCGCUCAAAGCAUGAGUUUCGAUCCAAGCUUGAAAGUAAACAUGGGAGAGUAAUUACUUCCUUUGUCUGAAACCAGCGAAAACUUAUCAACUUAUAUUUCGGUGGAAGUUUCCUUCUUGAAAAUUUCUUGGCAACUGUGAUGGACCUGUCUUUUUUGUAUUCCAGAAAAUUGAAUCUAUACCUUUCUUUAUUCCUACUGAAAGAAAAAAAAAAAAAAAAAAAAAAAAAAGAUCGGAAUGCGGUAUGGGAAUACCUUUGUAUAUAGUACCAAUGGUAGGCGCGAUUAUCUGCUAUGUAUUUACUGUCAUUCUCCUGUUUUAUACUUCAUUGCCUACCUCUUUGCAAAGAUUGUAUUUACUUUUUUUUUUGAAAUCAAAUUUAGUUCUAAUCUUAUUGAAACUUGCUAUGUCAAAGUGAUAUUGCAGUUACAUGUCAAACAUUGCUGCCCUUCAUUCCAAACUCUGUACAAUGACGUCACUCCCUUUUUUUUUUCACCAUAUAAUGGAUUCCAAUAUUAAAUUGGUGCAAGCAUUUGAUAUGAGCUUGAAUCGAUUCCAUUCAUUUUCUUUAAGAAAUUUUUAUACAAUUUUACGUAAAUGAUCAGAACGGCUCGCAUUUAUUCAUAUACGUUGCAGAAUCGCAAUCAACGUCUUAGAAGCAUUGUUUCCGGUUUCAUCAGAGAGAAAAUAUACCAUCAGAAUUAAUAAACAUGUUCUUUUCAUAUUGUUUAAAUACAAUGGCAUAGCCAAGGGUUUUGCUGCUCAUGAUCCGAUGCCGCUCCAUGGCAAUGUGUAGAGUGGGGCCAUGGAAUCAAUGCUGUGAAGAGAAUUUCUUCAUGAACGCUUCUUUUUAACUAAAAAAUACACUAAAAAACGUAAUCUGUCCAAUGUGCAAAUAUGAAUCACAAGAAACUCAUUUUACAAAUUUUAGUUGAAUCAAUAUUUUGAUCUUUAAAAUAAUAUCCGUUUGGAAUAAUACAUUUCCCUAAUUUCCAUUUCCUUCCUUCAAAACUUCCACAGGAGUCUCAAAAGUCCGCAUUGUCUGACUUCCGCCUGCAUUUUGCGGGAACAGUAUGCAUAUAUUGCAGGGAUCCGAGUCUGAUGAAUAGGGAGAGCGAUAUCAGAAAUUUGCGGCCAAUCACUGUAGAAUGUUUACAGUGGUGAUCUUUAAUUAUUGCUCUCUAAUAAUUGCUCCCAAACAGAGUGAUCUCACCAGUUAGGUCUUUCCAUUAACGAGUGGAAACGACAUUCGCCAUCGUUAAAAUGCUGGAUCCAUUUGAAAAAAGUUACUUUCAGCAGAGCGUUAUUUUCAUAACCAACCUUCAACAUAUCUCUCAAACUGCACCAAAAAUGUGAUACUGAAACUUUGUCCUCGACUCACCAUCCAUGCGGAAAGAUCAGACAACUGGUACAGGGAAUCCUAGUGGCUUGUGCCAUUUCCUGGAUAGUUCUCUGCAACAAAAAUUGGAUAACUUCGGAAACUGUGAUUAACAAAAAUGCUAAUAUGAGUCGAUUAUGAACAACGAUGUAUAUGAAUAAAUGCACCUGGCUCAACACGAAACACUGUAGGCGAACAUUUGCUCAUUACAUGUUUUUCAUCUUUCUUUUUUUAAAUAUUAUAUAUCGUUGGUUUUUAUAUUAUGUAUUUCAUAUUCAUAAUUGUUUUUUUGAGUAAAUCUGCUCUGAAAAUGUUUUUGAAUAUUAUUUUUCUUAUGUAAUCUUAAAUUUUGGGUACAUUUUGUGUCAUUUUAGAUUUUAGUUGACUGCUGGUGAUCUCAGUGCUAUCAAUUUGUAUGUAAUAUAUACAGUCAUUUUAGAGAUACGAGACUGAUGAUAAAAAGACUAACAUAGAAUGGAAAUGUGAAUUAUUUUUAUGGUAAUAUUUAUUUAUAUUUAAUUGCAUUGUUAUGUAAUAUAUAAUGUAAUCAUAUGGAUGAAUAAAUUCAUUAUUUAUUUCAAUAGCUUA
Molecule: messenger RNA, 3044 nt
Organism: Argiope bruennichi
Lineage: Eukaryota; Metazoa; Arthropoda; Arachnida; Araneae; Araneidae
Product: neuronal membrane glycoprotein M6-b-like
Exons: 7
Coding region: 281-1009 (242 amino acids)
Biological process (GO): neuron projection development
Cellular component (GO): plasma membrane
Source: RefSeq, a predicted model, not a curated record